Messenger RNA from Scleropages formosus (Asian bonytongue), 12328 nucleotides. Its product is annotated as msx2-interacting protein-like. Bases 253 to 10818 code for a protein of 3521 amino acids. Lineage: Eukaryota; Metazoa; Chordata; Actinopteri; Osteoglossiformes; Osteoglossidae. Gene Ontology annotation, molecular function: RNA binding. The record is from RefSeq and is a predicted model, not a curated record. The transcript is spliced from 15 exons.
CCGAGCGCGCCAAGGGGGGAGCGAAACAGAGAAAGUAGAGGUUUCUGAAAUAAUAGACAGUAGUAGGCGCAAUUCAAAGCAGUUGCACGCGGCGGGUCAGACACCAGAGCUGAGCGCGUUCUCGUUGGUGGGGAGCGCGCUUCCGACACAUUCACACCGAGCGAGGACACAGCGAGCCAGCGGGGACGUACUACCGGCAAGGAUUAAAACGUUGAAAAACAAUCUGUAUGAACGGGGGACACGACGCACAGUAUGGUCCGGGAAACCAGACACUUAUGGGUGGGAAAUUUACCCGAAAAUGUACGAGAGGAGAAAAUCGUGGAACAUUUCAAGCGGUAUGGACGGGUGGAAAGCGUCAAGGUACUCCCAAAGAGGGGGUCAGAGGGUGGUGUGGCAGCCUUUGUGGAUUUUGUGGACAUUAAGAGUGCUCAGAAGGCCCACAACUCCAUUAACAAGAUGGGGGAUAGGGACCUGCGCACUGACUACAACGAGCCGGGGACCAUCCCCAGUGCUGCACGUGGUCUGGAUGACACCCUGUCCUUAGGCACUCGUGGGCGGGACGUUUCAGGGUUCACAAGGGGGCCGGGUGGGCCAGUGUACGGACCCACUGCAUCCCUCCACAGCAGAGAGGGGCGCUAUGAACGCAGACUAGACGGGGCUCCUGACAGUCGGGAGCGUGCCUAUGAUCACAGUGCCUAUGGACACCACGAGCGCAGCAGCGGAAGCUUUGAGCGCCAGCGGCACUAUGAUACGGACUACUAUCGAGACCCUCGAGAUCGCACGCUACUCGGACCUGGGGGAAGCUCUGGAUCUGUGGGGAGUAGUUCUGGCGGAAGUGGAGCAGGAGGGGGAGUGGGUGGUGGGGCUAGUGGAGGAAGUGGAAGCGGUGUGGCUGGAGGUGGAGGGACUGCAUCAGUCAGUGUGGGCUACUAUGGAUCACGCAGCCGCAGCCCCAGCCGUUUUGAAACUCCUGAGCCCCGCUAUGAGCCUCGUGCCCGAGAGCCAUUUGCUCUGGCCAGCGUUGUACACCGUGAUCUUUACCGUGAUGACCGUGGCAGGCGUGCUGAGCGGGCAUACCAACACAGCCGCAGCCGGUCACCGCACUCUUCGCAAUCAAGGAACCCUUCACCGCAGAGGUUGGGGAGCCAGGCCUCUCGUGCUGGCCGCUCCCCCAGUGGCUCAGGGUCUUGUAGCCGCUCAUCCAGCUCUGACUCCGUCAGCAGUACCAGCAGCAGCAGCAGUGGAAGUAGUGACUCCAGCAGCAGCUCCAGUGAUGAGUCCCCGGCACGGUCUGUUCAGUCUGCGGCAGUCCCUGCCCCACCGGCGCAGCCCCUCCCUAAUCUCGACAAAGACGAGCCACGCAAGAGCUUUGGCAUCAAGGUCCAGAACCUGCCUGUGCGUUCUACAGACACAAGUCUAAAAGAUGGCCUGUUCCACGAAUUCAAGAAAUAUGGAAAAGUGACCUCUGUGCAGAUCCAUGGGGCAUCUGAGGAGCGCUAUGGCUUGGUAUUUUUUCGUCAGCAAGAGGAUCAGGAGAAGGCCCUUAGUGCAUCCAAAGGGAAACUCUUCUUUGGCAUGCAGAUUGAGGUCACAGCCUGGAAUGGCCCAGAGACUGAGAGUGAGAAUGAAUUUCGGCCACUGGAUGAGCGGAUAGAUGAAUUCCACCCCAAGGCCACAAGGACCCUGUUCAUUGGAAACCUUGAGAAGACCACCAGUUACCAUGACCUGCUCAAUAUCUUCCAGCGAUUUGGGGAGAUUGUGGACAUAGACAUAAAAAAGGUCAAUGGAGCACCUCAGUAUGCCUUCUUGCAGUACUGUGACAUUGCCAGUGUCUGCAAAGCCAUAAAGAAGAUGGAUGGAGAAUACCUGGGCAACAACAGGCUGAAGCUGGGCUUUGGAAAGAGCAUGCCCACAACAUGCGUGUGGCUCGACGGCCUGUCCUCCAACAUUACAGAACAGUACCUCACACGUCACUUCUGCCGAUACGGACAUGUUGUUAAGGUUGUGUUUGACAGACUAAAGGGGAUGGCCCUCAUUCUCUACAAUAAUAUAGAGUGUGCACAGGCAGCCGUUAAAGAGACUAAAGGUUGGAAGAUUGGGGGAAACAAAAUCAAGGUUGAUUUUGCUAACCAGGAGAGUCAGAUGGCUUUCUACCGGUCAAUGCAAGCAUCUGGACAAGACAUCCGAGACUUCUAUGAAAUCCUUUCUGAACGAAGAGAUGAGCGUAGACCUCCAUACCAUGAGUACUCUGCAGAGCGUGCCUAUUAUGAAAAUGUACGUGCACCUGUUGGCUAUGCUGAAGAUCCUCGUCGAGAGUACACUGUCCGUGGACGUGAAUUCUACCCAGAGUGGGAUCCUUAUCAGGCGGACUAUUAUGACCCACGCUACUUUGAUGACCCUCGCGAAUACCAGGACUACCGUGACCCUUAUGAGCAGGACAUCCGGAAGUACAGUUAUCUUCAGCGGGAACGUGAAAGAGAGAGGGAGCGCUUUGAGACAGAUCGUGAGCGUGGCCGGCGGACAAUUGAGCGAAGCCAGAGUCCCUCCCACCCUCGCCGUCCUGUAACCCCAGUUGCCUCCCCUUCCCCAUCUGACCGCAUGGCAAGUGACCCGGAACGGCGCAUGUACAGUCGUUCAUCUGAGAGGAGUGGCAGCUGCAGUUCCAUUUCACCACCUCGCUAUGAGAAGCCUGAAAAGAUGAGGGCAGAGCGUUAUCUUAAAAGCGAGAAGUUGGAAAAAGAGCGACAGCUUUUUGAAGCAGUACGUAGCAGUGGGGGAGAAAAGGACAAACGUACUGGCCGCAAAGAAAAGACUGACAAGGAGAAAGGGGAGAAACUUAAGCAGAGAAAGCUGAAGGUGCCCUCUCCCAGCGUCCCUUCAUCUGAGACUGAUGCAGAACCUGAUCGGGAGGCUAGCCCAGAUGCAAACUCCCGUAAAGCUGUAAAAGUAUUAGGUAAAGAUAAGGAUGGUUCUAGUAAAGGACGUUUGGAUCUUCCAGCUUGUGUAGUGCAACUUACACGUGUCAAGGAAAAGGAAGAAAAACAUCUGGACCAAGCUGGUGUUGAUAAACCGAGACCAAAGGUAGAGAAUGACACUGUUUGGUCACCACCAGUUCCACCUCUAGAUCAAAAAGGAGCCCGUAUAGAACUUCAGAAAGGAGAGCCAUUUAAACAAGUGAAAGCUUCAAAAGAAAGGGGCUUUGCAAGCCAAAUAGAUGUGAUGGACAAAGAAGGUAAAGUGAAAAUCAAAAAGCAUAUUAAGUCUGACUCUGGAACUGAUAACAGUAACCCUGCCAUGGAUGUGGACCGACUUGCAGCUCGAAAAAGGCGUUUUGGAGAUGCAGGAGGAAAGGCAGAUCGAAUAAAAAGAACCAGUCAGGAGGAAGAAGAGGUAAGAAGUGGACUGAAAAAAUUUACUGACACCAGUGCUAAGGAAACUGACAGUGAAAGAAAGGUGACACGAAAAGAGUCUCACAAGAAAGAAUAUUCCAAGGCUAAGUCAGAGAGGAUUGUCUCUGUCAAUAGUGUGAAAGAAGGCGAGGACUCUGGUGGCUUACCAGUGGGAAGUGUUUCGGGGCUAAGCUCAGACCUCCAGGCAAGACUGGGAGAGCCAACGGAAGAAACUGUUUGCCUAAACUUCUCCAGUAGACCUAAAUCUCAGAAUCAUCCUGGUCUCACUCGAAUUUUCUCAAAUGAUGGAAGCCUAGAUGAGGAUGGCAUAAGAAACCAAGACAGACAGGGCUAUGUAGAGCUUUGUGAACACCCUUUGGUUCAGGAAAAGACUAUAGGAUUGGGUGAGGAACAUAUUGACCACUCUCAAAGCUAUCGGAAACAGAUGGAGCAGAACCGAAGGCUCCAGCAGCAAAUGCAAGAAUCUGACAAAAAAGGAAAGCCUGAUAGUCCUCGAGGUACUGAUGCAGAGGAUUUUGAACAUCGUAGCCUGGUGCAUGAGGUAGGAAAGCCACCUCAGGAUGUUACAGAUGAUUCCCCUUCCAGCAAACGCAGGAAACUUGAAUCCUUUGACUGUGACCUGAACACAAAGCGUGAGCGUAACUAUCGAAGCUCUCGGAAAUUGAGCGAGGAUUCUGAGCGGAACAUAACUUCUCCACCUGGGAUGCGACAGUUUAAUUAUGAUGAAGAAUGUAUUGCAGAUGCACCCUGUCUAGUUGCUGCCAAAGAAUCAAAAGAUUCCCCUAAAUCAGAAGAUAAAGUUUAUUCCCACCUACAGUUAAAAUAUAACAUGGACCCAGCUGUUAGUAAAGUAGAACCUCCUCAUUCAGAACUACCUAUGCUGAAAACACCACCAAUGGCUUCUGAGGAAGAAUUGCAGCAACGCUGGGAAAACAGAGUCAGGCAGGACUUGCGACUGGAUGUGACUUUCCCUAACAGCAUUGUAAAACGUGAGAGAAUUCGCAAACGCCUAGAACAUGACUUGGAACCUGGGGAGGUUCAGUCAGACUCGGAGGAAGAUGGUGAAAGCAAACGGCACUCUCCUAAGCCCUCCACUUCCCUUUCUUAUCUUCUUAGAGAUCGUGAAGAAAGGCUUUCAGAUUUAAAACUUUCUUCUUCUUUAGAGAAAAACAAGUUCUAUUCCUUUGCACUGGACCAGACCAUCACUCCUGACACUAAGGCACUGCUUGAACGAGCUAAGUCAUUAUCAUCUUCUAGGGAGGACAACUGGUCCUUCCUAGGCUGUGAAUCUCGCUUUGCUAGUUUUCGCAGCAGCAAAGAUAAAGAAAAAGUUGAGUCUGCACCACGACCCAUUCCCCCUUGGUACAUAAAGAAAAAAAACCGAAAGAAAGAGGCUGAUUCAAAAGACAGUCUUGAUGACAAGAAAGAGGAGCCCAAGCAUGAAGAGCCAGAGCGCCAGGAGCUGUUUGCAUCUCGAUUUCUUCAUAGUUCUAUCUUUGAACAGGACUCGAAACGUCUGCAGCACCUUGAGCGAAAGGAUGAAGACCCUGAACAGGGUCUUGGCCUGUUGGCAGGAAGGCAAGGUGCUACAGAUGGGCUUCCUGGGACAGGGAUUGGAGACCUACAGGAGCCAAAGGUGUUGUUCCACAGCAAGUUCUUGGAACUGACUAGGUUGCAGCAGCAAAAGGAGAAGGAUCAGCACCCUCAGGAGCCUGUGAAAGGGAGUAACACAGAUGGCGGUGGAAGAGAGAAACUGCAGGAUGGAGAACGACAACAGCAGCAGUUAGUCAAAAUGCCCGAGUCAGAAUUAGAGCAAGACUUAAUAUCUUUUCGUCCAAAUCAGUCCUCCCACCUUCCAGCCUCCAAGGAGAUGUCACCGUCACAGGAGAAAGCUGCCGUCACCACGUUGCCCUCACAGGUAAAGGAUGAAAUUGUACAAGUUGAGAAGGUGUCUCUGACCCCUGUUGUACCACAAAUAGAUAUCCAACCUCUGCCCACUGCAAGCAUUAUAGCACCUGAGCACUACCCUGUAAAACCAGGAGUUAAACUGGAACCAAAAGAGGAUGUUUCUGAAAUGAAAAUUUCAGUUGAAAACCCUUUGACUGUGGAACACUCUUACCUGGAUACUAAACCUCUCACUCCUGGGAUUUCAAUGAGCAGUGUUGAACCUGAACAUCAACCCCAGCCUGAAAAUGAUCUUACCUUCAAGCCUGACUUGACAGUAAACACCGUACAAGCAGAAUCUCUGAGUGAAAAGUCUGAAUCCCAGGACACCGAGAUGCACCCUGUGGUGGAGGAACCCCAUGAAUCACAAAUGCUAGUCUCAGAUGAGGCAGAGGUAGAACCAGUUUUGCCAGCUCGGAAAUCUAAGAACAAAAGAGCUAAGCCACCUACAGCAGUUCAGCCAACCCCUGUGGUUCAAGGAACAGGUGCAGAGAAACAAGCUACUCGUAAAAGUGAGCGCAUUGACAAAGAGAAACUUAAACGUUCAUCGUCCCCACGAGGAGAAGUUUACAAAUCCACUCUGGAUUCAAAAACAGCCAAAUCACCAGUCCUAGCCCUAGAUUCAGAGCAAAACUAUGAACAAAGUUUGCCGGUUAGCAGGACCCGACGGCGAAAUGUUAGGUCAGUGUAUGCUACCCCAAUAGAGGAUGAGACUUUACAAUCUCCUGGAAAGGAUGUUUCAGAGUCUCCUCGCUCCACACGAAAACGAGGUAUGGACAAAGAAGUGAUACAGCAACUUCAGCCGCAGCAGGAAACACUCGUUGUACCAACCACACCCAGGCGAGGUCGCCCGCCGAAGACGAGGCGACGUGGGGAGGAUAUGUCACCAGUGAAGGGGGAUCCACCCAAAGUAGCAGAGCCUGAAGACAUGGACAGCAAAGAAGCAGGUAGCAGUUCAGAAGUCAAGGCAGAGGGGUGGCGUUCACCCCGCACACAGAAAGUGCAGUCCAGUCAAGGGUCCCCUACAGCAGGGCCUGGGCAAAGCAAGAAAGGAAAAAUUGAGAAAAUGUCAGAGUGUGUUACUGUGCAGAUGGAGAAUGUAAGCGGGCAUGCCAUAGUGGCUCAGGAUUCUUCUACCAAAUCUAAAGAAGAAAGCACACAAGAAGAGGUUAUGAAAUCAAAAGAUGAUGAAGCCAAGCUCCAGUUUCCAGCACAGCGAGAGAAAGAGAAGGGCCAAGAAAUUAAAGAUCUUGUGGAUAGAAAAUCAAAUGAAGAAAACAAUAGUGAAAAGGGAGCAGACCCUUCAGUAAUUGAGAAACGGGCAAUGACAGAAAAAAGUGGGAAAGCAAAGGCAGCGAGGUUGACGCGGAACACUAAGCCACUGACAGAGGAUAAGUCACUGAGCCUUAAAAAUCUGGAGAUUCGGCUGAGUGUUGAUGAUGUAAAGGAUGUUCUGGGUUCUGGCGAAGGUGAACUUGACUCAUAUGAAACUUCUUCACAGAAGAUUAAAGUAGAUGGAAGUGUAAAGGAUGAACAAUUAAGUUUCCAAAAAGAGGUGGUAGAGCCCACCUCUCGUAUGGAAGAAGAAGUCUCUGACAACGAGUCCUCUGGUGAUCCAGCAUCCACUCGGCUGGCUCAGCAAAUUGAGUUGGAACAAGCUGUUGAACACAUUGCUAAGUUGACAGAAAAUCCUGUUCUCCGACCUUACAAAGACCCUCCUGCUCAGAUCCCUACCCUGCUAGCCCCAGUAAUAGAAGAGUCAGUGAGUGAAAUUGAAGGGGAAAAGCCAGCUAAUCCAGCAAGUGAAACUGAGCUGGCAGCUGCUAUUGACUCAAUUACUGCAGAAGACAUCUCAGCAGAUGCUGAUGGGUUCCCAGCUCCCACCACUUACACUGAAAUCAUUCCCACCCCAGAGCCACUGAUUAUACCCUCAGCAAGUGAAGGUAUGGAACCAGACUCUAAUUUAACAAUCAGUGACAUUGAUGCCGAUCCAGAACUGACACUGAUCCCAGAUAACAAAAUUGAGUCCACUUCCAGCAUUAAUUCAAGUCAGGCAUCUCCUAUAUCAGAAACACCCAGGAAAGGAGCUAAAAUUAAGCCCAAAGCCCAGAAGAAGUCCAGAUUCCGUAAAGGUAGUACCAGUAAAAAGGGAGAGUUGGCAGAGGAGAAUGUUUUAGAACCUGAAAACAUUCCUGAUAAGCUCCACGAGACAGUUCCUUAUGACACAGUGACUGAAAACUCGAAAGAAGAUAAUGCAUCAAAAGACGCUUCAGUUGUCACUGUGAGGACAUCCUGCAAGCAGGAGAUGGAGGAAGAAGUUCACACCCCCAAGAAACAGGCCUUUACAGAGCAGUCUGAACCUGUGGACUCUGUCUGCCACUCAGGCCUGUCUCGCUUAACGGUUCAGCAGCCCCAUGCUGAAGCAACGUUUUCUCCAACUCUAAAUCAGAUGAACCUUACAUCCUCACGUUCUGGUAAAGUAUCUGUCUCUCCAACAGACUGGCAUACAUCUAAGGAUUCUGGAGUACUGUCUGCUUCUGUGUCGCAAGUUACAGUGGCCCCACUUUCUGCUCCUAUAUCAAUAACUACCACUUCAGGGACUUCCUCAGGAAAUCCUCCUCUGCCCCCUGAUACCAAAGCCUCUGAUAUUGAUCCCAACUCUAGCACUCUGCGCAAGAUACUCAUGGAGUCCAAAUAUGCCCCUGCUUCUAGUGGCAAUGUGGCUCCCAGUUUGCUUGUUGCAACAACCCUGAGUGACCCGCGAAUGUCAGAAAACGAAACAUCUUCUGACCUGGCUCCUGCUAAACUGUCACUGUCUGAAGAAAAAACGUCCCCCGUCACAACCCAGGCAACCCUUCAUCAACUUCCGCCACCUGAGACACAGCAAGCAUUUGGUGAAAAGAUGCCUAAUUCAGUCAUAGCCUCAACAGGAACCUCUGUUAUUAGCCGCCUCCCCUUACCUGAGGAGACACCACGUAUUGCUUUGGGAAACCGUAAUGCUGGAAUGACGCUUCCUAAACCUAAGCAGCGGGCCAGCAUGAAUGAAGGUAAUCGCUACCAUGGAAUAGUUGUGGGUGACGAAGGCAGUAGUGGUGGACGUCCCAUGAUAGAGAGUGCAGCUUACAGCACAGGCCCCAGCCCUGGGUUAAGGGUCAACACCUCAGAGGGUGUGGUGGUACUGAGUUAUUCAGGUCAGAAGACUGAGGGACCCCAGCGAAUUAGUGCCAAAAUUAGCCAGAUCCCACCAGCCACUGCAGUUGAUAUUGAGUUUCAGCAGUCUGUGUCUAAAUCCCAGAUCAAGCAAGAACCAAUCACUCCUUCUCAGCCUUCGACACCCAAGGUCUCCCAAGCGCCAAUUGGAUAUGGGCACAGUGGGGGAGUCUUAACUGGACCGUCCUACAACGCACAGCCAGUCAUAUCCUCUAUCAAGCAGGAAAAUUCUGUCUUGGACAAGUCAGAGUCCCCAUAUCACUCUGGUUCUCUUUCAGGACCUAUGAAAAUAGUGCAACAGGCAACAAGCAAUCCCCAGGUUUUAGUUUACAAUCCAACUGUUGUGCAACAGCAUGCAAAGAAGAUUGCGGGAAAUGAAUGUGUGCCACUGAAAAUUGAUUCGAGUAAGCAAUUGCAGCCCUCAAGCAUGAGUCCUGGCAUGAGCCCGCACCAUGCCUCUCUUUCUGGCAACCAUGUCGGUUCUAGUCCGAGUACCCCAACUGAUAGAACACUACCACACCUUAGUGUGGUGAAACAGGAGCCUCAUUCUCCUCGCACAUCUGGACAUUCCCCUUCUCCUUUUACCAAAGUGUGUCAGCCCAGCAGUACCGCAUCCCCUAUUAGUAGUUCUCUAGUGCUGGGCUCCAGUAUGCCUACAAUGUCACAGUAUGCUUCUAGUGCACAUCACCAAGAGCAGUCUGUCAUUAUGCCCCCACACAGUGUCACCCAGACAGUUUCCUUGGGUCAUCUCUCUCAAGGUGAGGUUAGGAUGAACACCCCACCGCUCUCAUCAAUGGGCUAUGGGUUGCGCUCUGAAUCUAUGUCCUCACCUCGCCCUGGGCCACAGCAGCGAUCCAGCACACCCCAACCAGCCAACAUUCGUGACAUGGUGUUACAGUCACAUCCUGGACCUGCUGGGUCUAUUGCUAGUAGCGGUGGCUCUCUGGCUGGGGAUGAAGAAGUGAGACACUUACAUCAGGGGUUGCGGAGGCCAUCUGCACCGCAACUCCAGUCAGACAUGAUGGUGAUGCAGCAAGACUAUCGCGGGAUGCACCAUGGUGGCUUGCGACGGGAUCCGUAUGGCUUGCCACCACGUGAUGUGCGCAUUCUCAUGCACCACCAGCUAGGGGAACACUCCACCCCUGAGUUGCGUAGGUCCUGUACCCCUGAGUCCAGCUUAUCUUCCUCAUCCUCAAGCAUCUCAUCAGCAUCCUCUUCCAAGACGCCACCAGUAGGGAAGAACUUAUCUGUAAAGGACCCUCAGAAAGUGUUGGAAGGGAAGAUACCAUCAUCUCCUCACAGUGAGAGCAGAAUCAUGGGUGCUCAUCCUUCUGUGCCAGUUAUGAUGUCCCCUCAAGGGGUGCCACUAAUACCCCCGGGAUCUACAAGCUCCUACUCGGAUUACCCGGCGACGUAUCGUGAUGUCCGAGGCCUGCACUCCCAGUAUGCUGCUCAAUCCUCGCUGGGGAUUAGCCUUGAUCCACGAAGCAUCACACCGUCUCAGGAUGGGGACCCCAACCACCGCAGCAAGACACCUCUGGUGACAUCCUCUGUUACACCCGGGGGUGAACCCAAAACACUGGAAAGUUUGCACCUCCGUCACACUGCUUCUGCAGACCCUUCUAACCCCAAAUCUGGACAGAAAGGAGGGUCACAGUCCUUAUUGUCCAGCCCACUGCCUCCUUCCUCAGGCCACUCCCACAUACGCUCUGAAGGCAAGCUGGAGGCCUCCGGACACCGGCCUGUUGACACUGUGCAGCUUCUGACGAAAUACCCCAUUGUGUGGCAAGGUCUUCUGGCCCUGAAGAAUGACACUGCUGCUGUCCAGCUCCACUUCGUCUCUGGAAACAAUGUGUUGGCACACAGGUCGUUGCCCCCACCUGAAGGAGGUCCUCUGCUUCGCAUUGCACAAAGAAUGAGAUUGGAGGCAUCGCAACUUGAGGGCGUGGCACGCAGGAUGACAGUGGAGAGUGACUAUUGCCUCUUACUGGCAUUGCCAUGUGGACGUGACCAGGAAGAUGUCCUGAACCAGACCCACGCUCUCAAAGGAGGUUUCAUAACCUACCUGCAGGCCAAGCUGGCUGCUGGGAUCAUCAAUGUCCCCAACCCUGGAUCCAACCAGCCUGCAUACGUGCUACAAAUCUUCCCACCCUGUGAAUUCUCGGAAAGUCACCUGUCCCGGCUUGCCCCAGACCUUCUCAACAGCAUCUCCAGUAUAUCACCCCACCUCAUGAUUGUCAUUGCCUCUGUGUGAAACCCUGGCUCUUCAGCCGAUCUCUUGCUCAGCUGAAGCUCUCGAGUGGCUGCCCUGUGAACUUCAGCAGAGGCAAAAUGGAAAACAGCCCUAUCCGACACUUUCCUGUGACGCAUGAUAUCGGCUGUUUAUUCACACCCCGGAGCCUGCCAUGGGCUUUUUAAGAAAUCAUUUUUUUUUUCAUUCUUUUUAUCCACUAGGAGUGAUAUGUGACUUUAUUAGGGGUGGGGUUGUACAGAUGAAAGACUGAGCAGGGCAACAUUUUUAUUAUUUUAUUAUUUUAUUUUUUUUUUUUUACAUGAAACAUUUGUGGUCUUUUAAUUCGUAUACAACGCAUAUCAGAAAAAAAUGAUUGCACUUGGGGGGGGGGAUUUAAUUGCAGAUUUUUAAAAUGUUCUGUAUGACUUAAAGACUUCAGUUAGCCAGAAAACACCUUUAAAUAUUUCUUGGAGGAGACUCAUGCUAUUAACCCUUUGGAUUAUCUUCAGCUGCUUUUGAGUUAUUCUUUUGCACCCAUGUCCCACCAGAAGCACCAGUGUUCUGCUCUUGGUUCAAGUGGUUUCUGGAUGUUACUGCUUCCUCUUUUUACAAAAGGACUGCCUUUUAUUUUUUUUCCCUUGAGGAUCAAGGUAUUAGGACACCGUGUCGAACUCGGCAUAUUUUACAAAUGGCAUACUGAAUGAAUGACUUCACAAAAGAUGGCUUGCUAUGCCUGGCUACAGGAACACAGGGUGAGAUAUCAGCAAGGGCGUUGUCAGAAACUGAUAAACCUGUGCCAAAACUUUUCAGAAGGAAAAAGUAACUGAAUGGAACCUGAAACAUAAAAUAUUUUCAUAUGUGACUUUCAUUCAAAAGUGCUUCUCUUUCAACAUGGUGUUUUGUGUGGUUCUGUUAAUUUCCAUAUGUUUUCUGUGUUCUGCAUGUCCAUCCCUCUGGAAACAGUGAGUUGGGAGUAGCCCUUGUUCAGAAAUCAUGGAUGUCCAUUCUCCAGCUGCAUACUGUGUUGGCCAGUCCUGGUUUCUCCUUAUUUUAUAUAAUUGACCUUCUGCAAUCUGUGCAGGUAUGACAAAAGUGUGGGGAGUUAGGGUUUUUAAUGUGAAGAAAUCAUGGGACUCAGCUGAAAUUUGAGUGAAUGUAGAAAGUCUCCCCAGUGUGUCUCUCACUAUGUUGUACAGUUGUGUUUUUUUUAUUACGACACCCUAUCCCUGAUCAGAACUUAAAAGAAAAACGGACAAAUUACCAGUAAAGAUACAUGUACAGAAGCAUAAGACAAGCCUUGGUACACAGGUCUGUUGUUUUCAGGCUGAUAUGGUAACAUUGACAGCAUUUACAAUUUUAGUACGCAGAAUAUAAAAAGUGCACACGAAAAACAAGACUCAACUCCCCAAACAUUUUUCUUUGAAGCUGUCAUUCAUCAUGAUGUAUAAUUUUUUAAUGUGUUUGUUACUGUUCCUCUAUGAGGAAACUAAGAUGUGUGUAAAAUAAAUUCAUGUUGAUUUGCAUUUUCUUC